AAUAAACAUGAAAUGUUUUAAAAAUUGAUGUGCAUUAUACAUGAAACGAAUGCAAAAUAUGAAAUUAUAUAAACAGUUUUAUACCUAUACACACUAUUCUAAAUUUUGCAGUGCAUUACUAUUGCAUAGUAAAGUUUUUUUUAUUUAUUUAUUUAUUUUUUUUUACAAAAGGAAAAGUAUUUCCAAGCAGUGGGACUUACAAACCUCACACUUUUAAAUCCAAGCUGGCAGGGGAGCAAAAGGUGCAAUGACAUAAUCGAUAAUACAGUGGCUUAUGUGGCCCUCCUCAGUCAAGCAUUCCUCUUGUUUGUCCGCUCAGGUGAACAGCAGCAUGUUUGUUUCGCCGGUCCCUCCUCCUCCUCCUGCUCCUCCGUCAUGCUGCUUUGCCCCCCAUCCCCCUCCCAUUGGCUGGCAGCCGUCUAAACAGCUCCAGCUGCAAUCACCGCCGCCGCUGCUGCCGCAACGAGCUGCCGGCUAUUCGAUCACCCCCAUCCCGCACAGCCUCCGCCUUCGCCGGUCUGCAAGCUCACGGACCUCUGCCAACACCUCCAUUAUGACGGGCGUCGCGGCUGCCUCCUUCUUCUCCAACGUUUGCCGGUUUGGCGGUUGCGGGCUGCAUUUCGAGUCCCUGGGCGAGCUCAUCGUUCACAUCGAAGAUAACCACAUCGACACAGAUCCCAGAGUUCUGGAGAGGCAGGAGCUGCAGCAGCCCACAUAUGUUGCUCUGAGCUACAUUAAUAGGUUUAUGACUGAAGCGGCACGCAGAGAGCAAGAAACACAGAAGAAGAAGGUCCAACCCAAAAUUGCUAUAUCAGUCACCGGAGGUGUAUCGCGUAACAGUACGGCCACGCCUCCUCGGCAUAGCAACGGCAGCCUGACUCCGCCCGUCACUCCUCCCAUCACACCCUCAUCCUCCUUUCGCAGCAGCACACCCACAGGCAGCGAGUGUGAUGAGGAGGAGGUGGAGUAUGAAGACUCUGACAGCGACGAAUCCUGGACUACAGAAAGUGCCAUCAGCUCAGAGUCCAUCCUCAGCUCCAUGUGCAUGAAUGGGGGCGAUGAGAAACCCUUCGCAUGCCCUGUUCCAGGAUGCAAGAAAAGAUACAAGAAUGUGAAUGGUAUCAAGUACCAUGCUAAAAACGGCCACAGGACGCAGAUCCGUGUGAGAAAGCCCUUCAAGUGUCGCUGUGGGAAAAGCUAUAAAACCUCUCAAGGCCUUAGACAUCACACCAUCAACUUCCACCCACCUCUGUGAUACACACGCCAUCGUUUUCAAGUUUACCUAGUCAUCCUUUCAUUUACAUUUCUGGAUCAUAUGUAAACUGGGAUCAAAUGCUAAUUUCAUUAUUAUUAUUUUUUCUCCUUAUGUAUGCGAUUUUAUAUAUACAUGUAGAUAUACUUGUACAUUUGCACAUUCCAUGUAUAUCAUUUAUUGAUUUUCAAGAUAUUCUUUGUUUCUUUUUUAUUUUUUUGUAUUUAGGUGACACGGUCACUGAUAAAUGAAAAUUACUGUGCUGAAGAUUGGGACACGACAUAAACAUUUCUUUCUGAUUUUAAAAAACUAUUCCGAGAAAAUGCUAUAAAAUCGGAAGAGAUAUGAAAUUCUAGAUAAUUUCUUUUUUUGUUGUUGUUGUUUUUUUUCAUCAAACCUACUUAAAGUGAAAAAUACAGUAGGUGUGUUGAAACGUGUACAUACAAAAUUAUAUAAAGACACAUUUAUAUAUAUUAGUAGCUAAGUUGUAUUAUCCGAACAUUUUAUUUUCCAUUAUAUAUUUUGCAGAACAUUUAUAUUAUGUUUUAUACAAGAACUUUAUCUCAUCUUUAUGGACUUCUUUUUUUAAUUGCAUUUCAUAUUUUUAUUUGCUUUGUAGAAAAGCAGUCUUUUUAUUGUCUGAAUUGGAAGGACAUUGAUCUCAGGUCACAAUACAGCUGCCAACUUUCAGACAAACAGGAAAAAAGUCACUUCCGCUCACGUCGUUCCAGAACAUUCCACACAGAAUAUCAAACGGCUGACAUUACGCAGUGUAAAGUUACCUUUCCAGAUUUCUUUUGCAUGCGGCCGGCAUGCAGGCAGCACCAUCGCUGUGAAAUUAAAUUCUCUGCAUGUGGCCUUCUCCAGACGACUGUAGACAUGCUUUCUGUCCAGUUGCAUUUGAGUUCUGAGCGAUAUUUGACAUAAUAAUCCCUGAACGAAAAAACACCAACAAUAAUCGAGUUUAAAAUGCUUCAAGAAAGACAAAGAAGGGCCGAUUUAUUCAGCCCCGUUCCCCUGCUGUUAUACCAGCAGUGCAGAAGUGCCAAGUUAUUCUUUCCCAACUGAAAAAGAAACAUGGAUGAUCUGCCAAACACACAACGGGUCGCAUCUGGCUAUCCGUUCGGUGCCUGUUAGCGGAGAAGCCUUAAAGAGGACCUAAAUUUCUCUUUGUGUACUCAGCCUUGCAGUAUUUUUUGUCAGUUCUAGCUCGUACGAUCUUGAUUUCGGUCGUUGCUGUUGUUUAUUUUUUAACACGUUUGGAACUGUCCUCGUGGUUGUGUUUGUGUGAACGUAUUUGUUAGCCCUCUGCUUGCCUUGUAUUGUAGGCUACGGCUUGCUAGCAUGACACGACCGCUUAGCUGCUCUGCUGUCUUUUGGCUUGUAGUCUUACUGUUACAAUCUUUGUUGUCGAAAGUAUUAUAUCAUUACUUUAUAUUGUUACUGCUAGUAUUACAGUUCGAUAGUGCCAGAUGCAUAGCUACGCCUGAAUAUAUUUUCUCUUGAACGAUUUUUGCAUCUGUCCUGUUGUCGGCCAAAUAAAGCAUACCACGGUUUACAAAAAAUGUCAAAUGUCUUUAGCAACUUGCUAAGAGCUUAAACCUUUGGUGCAAAGAAGGACCAAGUAAGCUUUCCUAUCCACCAAUCUGUUUUUCCUGGUUAGGGUCGGUCAAAUAAAACAACAUGGACCAAAAAUGGCACUGCCAAAUCUCCAGAUGUGAAGCUUGGAAAAAUAAGGUGCUGUUUAUAGUACAAUGAUGGUAUCCGAUCGUGUUUCCAUGGUAAUUAUAUGGCAUUUUAUGUCCAAAAACAUGGUAAUACACGUACCAAGUGAUGCCAAGAUGGGACACAGAAAUUCAAUGGACAAAUUGUUCCAUAUAUUUGGACCAGGAUCUGUUAUUUAAACAUGAUCAUCUUGGACUGUCGCCAUGAUUUCUUGUAAAAAAAAAAAAAAAAAAAAAAAGAGGCUAGAGGUUGAAUGAACCAUUUCAAUGCCAAAAACUUGAGCUAGGGAAUGAAGGACGUAUUGGAUGCCUACUGCAGAUGACUCACUGUCCUGUUAUUUUCCAAUUCAUCCGGUGUCAUGUUUGUUUUGUAUGUGCGUAUUUUUGGACGCUGUACCAGUAACCGCAUUUGUACCUCUCUUUGGCUACGGAGUCAUUCGGUCUCGGCUUUGACACGCAAACUAGAACCUGUUAAACAUGAUUUUAUUGGAUAGGAUCCGUGUGAUUCCUCACACCUACAAUGUAGUAAUGUGACUGAGAUGCAUUUAUUUUGGAGGGAGUUUGAUAUACUAUAUAGUGAAUGUAUCGUAUUGCAAGUCUUUUGUAAAGUGCUUUUGAAAUUAUAUUUUCGUACUGUAUGUUUUUGUGGAAAACGUUUUGUGGAACCGAGGCAAUUUGUAUGCGAGACGACGUGUAUCGUGUGUGAGUGUUUGUGUGAGCGAAUGAGAGACUCUUGAGACGUCUUUAUCCUCAAGCUGCAAUGUAAACUUUAGGACAAUGGUACAAAAAUAAAGAAAAAGCAGACCAGCGCGUUGCCUGUUUCUCUUUUAUUGUCUAUAGAGUGUUGAUGUAAUGAUCGUUGUGUAAUGACUUGCUGAUACAAGGACAAAUGUUCAGUUGAAUGAACUUAAGCUGUAGCAUUCUUUAUUAAUAAACAUACACUUGAUACACACAAACACAGAGCAACCCUAAGUUAAACUUCCUGGCACACUUACAGUGUGAAGCAUCAGCUUUGUUGGGUAAAUGGAUUUCAAGCAGGAAUGCGUGAUGGAUAUAAUGCUGAAACUGAAUGCAUUUAGUCAUGUUUGAACCAAUGAUGCACUGAAAAGCCAAAUGCACGGCCAUAGUUUUAGCGCACUGGCUCUUUGGAUUGAGAAGCUUGGUUAUUUUAGCUGAGCUUCAAGAAACAGUUCACUUAAAAUCAAAGGUUCUGUCAACAUUAUCAAAUAAGAAAAUUUGGAUUUUUGGAAAGCGCUACUAGUAGAAACAGUGGAGCUUUCAAGCUUCAUAAAUUAAUCGGUUGAGCCACUAAACAAUUCAUUUCACAAACUGGACUCACUCUGUAUGCUUGUUUCUGCCACGAGAAAAAAUAUAUAUCAUAAAUAUUUUUCUUCUCAGAAUUGCGAGUUAAAAUAUGCGGCAAAGCAGGCUUGCAUAAUUCAGGUCAUUUGCUCAACAGUUUUAAACCACUUUUAUAUUUCUACAUACUUUUCUGAAGCUUAAGUCCUGGUUUACAUUUAUCGUUUAAAUAAAUCGAUUUAAAGCACAAAAUUUAAUACGGUUUCAGAACAAAAGGGGGGUGAUUAAAUGAUGACAGAAGGUCUAAUUUUAGGUGAAAUAUCCCUUUAAAUUAGUGUUUUAGUGACUGUGUUUCACACAAGAAAGCAUUCAAUGUCUUUGAGGUAAAAAUUUAAGAGUAAUUUUAGUGGAUUCAUUUCUUUCUGGC
Molecule: messenger RNA, 4702 nt
Organism: Puntigrus tetrazona (Sumatra barb)
Lineage: Eukaryota; Metazoa; Chordata; Actinopteri; Cypriniformes; Cyprinidae
Gene: jazf1a
Product: JAZF zinc finger 1a
Exons: 5
Coding region: 275-1255 (326 amino acids)
Cellular component (GO): nucleus
Source: RefSeq, a predicted model, not a curated record